AUGGCUGCAGCGACAGCCAUCAUGCAGUUUUCUCCGAUGGAUUUCCACGACUCGGCAGGAGCAUCGGGCGCCACGACAGGGGCCCCGCCGCCACCGCCGUCAUCGCCGAAAACAAGAGGGGCGCGGUCUGCAAAGAUUUCCUCUCCGGCGCAGCCUAACGUCAGCCCGAAGAUAUCGACGCGCAAUUCUUCGCUCAACAGCUCCCCGGUGCAGCCGCAGACUGAGCUCUUUUCGCCUUCCAGCGACGACGGCACGAACCCCCUCCUAAACUCCGCGACGGCCGCCCUUGCUACCGCCAAGCCGUCGAGGUCUUUUCUCACAACCUCUUCUUCGCCUGUCGCAAGCAUGACUUCUCCUGCUCCGUUGCAGCCAGCAUCGCAGGCUGCCAUCAAACCUCCUCGACCACCGCGAAGAGAGAGCAGCGAUGGAAAGAAGCGCAACGCAAAGGCUCAGUCUUCGGACGCAAGCCGGGUGAGGAGUUUGGAAAUUGCGUCUCUUUCCACCCCCGAACUUCACCUUUCUUCAGAUCCGCUUGGAGGUGCAGAAGAGUACCUGCCCAGGCAACGGCAGCCCUUCUUGGUCAAGGAUCACCGCCAGCAGCACAAUAAAGCUCGAAGUUCAGAGGACCAUGCAAGAGCAGACGCCGGCGAGGUCUCUGGCGGCACGCACUUCUUCUCGAGCUUUGCCGCCGCCAUGAACAUUGUGUCUGACAAGGAGGGUGAUCCAUCACGAACAUCCCGAGACGAAGAGCGGGCUCGUACCCGUGAUCGUAAGCACAGCUCAGCAACUGUCAAGAGGGCGACCGACACGUCUUCCACGAAGCACGCUCCCUCCGAAGCGGAAAGUACGAGCUCGUCUGCGACGUUGGGCAGUGUCGGUGUCGCCUUCCCGCCACGGACUGAGCCAGCAACAAGUGCCGUCGAGGAGGACUCAAGAGCUGGCGGUCGAAGGAGGAGAAAGUCAAGCGACACUUCUUCGCUGAAGAGCGCCUCAAAUUGGUUCCGUAAGCGAAAGCCAAGCAACAACAGCCAACGGAAGCGAGACUCGGGCGAAGUUGCAUCCACAUCGGUACCUUCUACACCGAUUCUGCGCCAUGACGACAGUGAGGAGCUCUCGACGACGGGCUACGCGCCGACCGAAGUUUCGACGGCCACAGCUGGCUCUGGAUCUACUUUCUUCACUCAAACUGGGCUCAGCUCGGCAACUUCCGGCGUCGACGGUGCUGGUGUCACGUCGUCCUCGCCAGCACUGGAGAACAUCAGAACAGCACGCGCCUUCCUAGUUGAAGAGCUGGGGCAGCUCACUCGCUCGGAGAUGGGUCAGGACAGGGGGAGAAUCGCUAGCCUGGCAUGGUACGCGCGAGGCCAAGAGGCCGAGCAGAGGGGCGUGGUGCUCGACGCAAACCGGGAAAUGAUUGAGUUCUGGCGAAGCAUUUCGGAUGGUGUUGUUCUCUCUCUACUCCUCAACAAGCUAAAGCCGAGCAGCAUCACGGUCAUCGACCGAAGAGAUGUGGACUGGGUUAGAGCAGACAACAUUUCGCGAUUCCUUCGAGCGGCCAGGGACAACUUUGGGGUUCGGUCGAAGGAUCUCUUCCACCCUCUUGACCUGACCGACGCCACCUCCGAGGGUCUGGCGAGGGCCGUCCAUACGAUCCUUGCCGUUCAACGUAUCUCGAAAGCCUAUGGUUUGACGGCGACGACUAAAAAGCCGCUGCAGCAAAAUCACCUCGAGACGGACGAUAGCAGUCGUCGCACAUCGCUAACGAUUGAUAAGCGCUCGCCCUCGCCCACGUCCGGCGUUCCUUUCCCAAAGCGAAAUUCAGUGGCCUCAUCGAAUGCACCGCCUUCACCUUCAUCGCCCUCAAAGCGGGAUGGUCGAUUUCACAAACGCAAGAUCUCAGCCCCAGCACCUGCACCUCCUCCUCCCGCGCCUAUGUUCACCCUUCAGCAGCACAGGGAGGAGGCUGAGCGGAUCCUCAUGGCUACAGCCGAGGCGCCUACUGAGCCUUUAUCUGACGAUAGCGGAGCCGUUACGAGCCGUCGGCGCAGGUCGAGUGACCUAGGCAGUGCAGGACAAAACAUGGGCUCGUUGCUCACUUCAACGAGGCCGCGGAGUGGUGCAUCGAUCACGUUCGCUGACUCUGUCAACCCAAGGUCGAGCGACGAGGAAUCGAGGAUGCCCUAUCGCGAUCGAAAGUUGAGCGAGUCCGCAAUCAGCCUUACGGGCGUGGUUGAGGAAGAAAAUGAAGAAGUCAUGGCUUCGCCCGUCGAAUCGCCUUCGAGAACCAAGAAGCAGGUACACGUAUCCCCUCUUACGCCUUCGGCAGGAGAAAAAGAGGUGCUCGAUGACCUGGAGGAGCGGAACGUCACCAAUCAAAAUGGGAAGCUCGCCAUCGAAAUGGCGAUCGCGGCUCAGGCUACGCCCAACAGCCCAUUGUCGACAUCCUUCGUCAAAAGUUCACCCAUGGCGAGAUCAUCUUCGCAGCGAAGGAUCAGUCAGGAACUCAGCUUGGGCAACGGCAGCCCUGCUCGAGCCAUGAGAGGUUCUACAGACAGCCUCGAGGAGUACAAGUUCCCUGCUAUGGGCACCAGUCCAGUCCGUCAGACUCCUGUUCGGCGACACAGCGCACGAGGUGGCGGCACAGGCCCAUCGACGCUGAACCCACAGUCACAGCGUGGGGAUAAAAUGACAGAAAAAGGAGAUUAUUUCUGCUCCGAAGCCAGUCUAUCGGAGUCCGGCUACGGGCCUGUAUCGCAGCCGGCAACGGCAACGGCCACACGCGUGCCCUUCCCCAGAGCACAUUCAAUCGGAGGCGGGCAGGUUGUCCCCUCUCUGUCUAUUGCUUCCUCAUCGUCCAUGGCGAGCUACAGCAAUGGCAGCAACGUGACCGACUAUGCUUCCGGUUCGCCUGGGGGAGGCGGUAGCGCCAGCAACAAGCGCGUAGCUGGCCGUCAUCUCUCACUUUCGGCCACGGCAGGUGCUUCGACGGACUCGGUCAACUCAAUCGGCUCGCCGAACUCGCCUCGAUUUCCAGCCUCUUAUACCCCUCGUCCAGGCCAGGCAUACCGCCAGCAUGCUCGUUACUCCUCCGACUUCAAUCUGCCGCGCUUGGCUGUGUCUCGCUCCAGCGAGUUGUCGUCUGAAGCGCCGUUUGGAGGAGGACCGCCAUCUUCGGCUGCGACACGGACCCGCUUCGACUCCGAGGUUGGUUCGCUGUACACCAACACGCUUGGCAGCCUCACCAACGACGACAUCGGGAGCGGCGGCAGCAGCACUGGAGCAGGAGUCAACCGUCGCGAGUCAAUGACGCCAGCGUCCAAGCACAAGCUCGUGGUGACCGAGGAAGGGAAGCCGAAUGUGACCUACCAAAUGGGCAACUGCAUCGGUCGAGGUCAAUUUGGUUCCGUGUACCGAGCCUUGAAUCUCAACAGCGGUCAGAUGGUGGCUGUCAAGCGCAUCAAGCUCCAAGGACGUUCUGAAGACGAGGUGACACAACUCAUGAACGAGGUCGACCUGCUCAAGAGCCUCACUCACCCCUCUGUCGUCAAGUACGAAGGCCUGGUCAGGGGAACCGAUGCUCUUUCGAUCAUUCUUGAGUACGUCGAAAAUGGAUCGCUGCUUCACACCCUCAAGGCUUUUGGCAAUUUUCCCGAAAGGCUCGUGGCGAGCUACGUCGUCAAGAUUCUGGAGGGCCUCAAUUACCUUCAUGAGAUGAAAGUUGUCCAUUGCGACCUCAAGGCAGCCAACAUUCUGACGACAAAGAACGGUAACGUCAAACUGUCAGACUUUGGUGUCUCGCUCAAUCUCAAGGCAGUCGAGAAUCUGAAGAACGACGCAAUCGGGACACCCAACUGGAUGGCACCCGAAGUCAUCGAGCUCAAGGGCGUGACGCCGGCGGCCGACAUCUGGUCGCUGGGCUGCACCAUCAUCGAGCUGCUUACAGGCAAACCGCCAUAUGGCGACAUGCUGGCCAUGUCUGCCAUGUGGCGCAUCGUCGAAGAUGAUUGUCCACCAUUUCCCGAGAAGAUCUCUCCUACCCUUCGAGGUUUCCUGCAGCUUUGCUUCGACAAAGAUCCGACGAAAAGACCCAGCGCAGAAGAUUUGUUCGAGCACGAAUGGCUCGCGUCGAAUUUCACGGGCCACAAGGAGUUGAGGUCUCAAGAUAGCGUUCCUUUCCUGAGAAGGAUAAGCGCCGAUUUCAGAAAGGUGGACGCCAAGUCGCUUCACAUGGCUAUCAACGAGGCCGUGGCGAGGGAAAAGAACGGAAUGAGUAGCAGCAGCAGCAACAAUACGAGCAACAGCAAUCUCCGCUCCGUGGAUGAACAUGCGACAAUGGGCACGCCAGGAGCCGCAGGCAGCAACAGCAGGCAAGCGAUGGAACGCUCGUCGUCGUCGCCGCCAGAAUCGGACGUGGUCCCAGACGACCUGGAGAGGGCUCACAAGAGACCAGACCUUAUCUCACUGCGUGCCUCUUCGGCGCCCGAUGCCUUUUCGCAGGUCGUAAGGGGGGCGAGUCACAGCGUUGAGGCACUUCCGUCGCCAAUGACCCAGCAAGAACCAAUGAUGGUUACUGUCUCUCCUUCCUCGACGUCCGCUUCGCCACUGGCGCUGGCCACCUCGGCUUCUUCGAUGUCGACGGCAGCCUCGCCGAUGGGCCCGGUCAGCAUGUCGGUCUCCUCGUCGACGGAGACGAACAACAUGCGGAGAGGAAGUGAGGGAGCAGGACCCUCUACAACGUCCUUCGAGUUCGCUCAGUCGCCUAGCGCCGCAGCCACCGCAAAGGCUAUCGGUGCAGCUGAUCCUUCGCUACUGGACCUCAAUGCCAUCGAGUCGUACGACCUAAUGAAUCAGAGCACCAACAAGACGCAUGCCUUUGUCAAGAGCACAUUCAGCAAAGCAGUGCAGUGCAAGAUCUGCAAGGAGCCCGUCAAGAAGCAUGCCGUCCUUUGCGAGGACUGUGGUCUCAUCUGCCAUGCCAGCUGUGCUCGCCGGGCUUCUACGCCGUGCAACCUGCGUGCUCAGCUGCUCCUCUUCGCCUCCGCCGCCUCAAACAACGGCCAGCGGCAUGCCUCGAUUGACUUUGCGCGAGGGGCAAGCCCGGCUCCCUCGCUGGCCCUCAGCAUGAGCGGGGCCUCAUCUCCCUCGCCUGUGCCACCAUCGCCGUUGGCAACGCCACCGUUCGGACCGACCAUGUUCCGAUUCCCUUUUGGGGGCAAGAACAAACGGAACAGUCGAGGAAGUGCCAGCCAUAUCGAGCUUCCCUUGGCCUCGCCAACGACAGCUGCGGCGCCGGGCAGCGUGACACCAACGGCAGCAAGAGACAGUGACGAGAUCCUGCAAACGCCUGCAACGCCGACAGGCAACAACCCUACGAGAGAACAAGCUCCUGCCUCUCGAAGGCGCCGGAUCUCGCUCAUCCCUGGCCGUCGCAAUCGGUCGCCUUCGCCUUCGAUGGACACAGCUCAGACCCUGGCGCUGCAGGAGUCCCUGGGCAGCUCGCGCAGCAUACCGCGACCCUCUGAUUCGACCGGUGGGACAAAGGAGCGACGCUCGGGCUCUUUGAGCUAUGCCAGCGCUAGCGGAGGCUCCGUUAGCAGUGCUUCCAGCGUCUCGGCGAGCCAGCUUCAGCAGCAACCGCACGAUCUGCCCAAGAAGCCUUCCCCCUUGCUCACGAGGAAUCACGGCUCGGGAGCGUCGAAAGGCCACCGGCCACGUCAAAGUUCUGCCGCCGCGGCCGUCAGCACGCCAGCAUUGAACCACCUUCUCGGCCAGGACGAGGACGAGGACGAGGACUCUUCAUCGCAAGACCACCAUGCAAGGGCCUUUAGCGUUGGUGGCUUCAAACGGGGCAUGAGGCGUCUGAGCACCGGAGUUCCCUUUGGUGGCUCACCUCCGGCCACUCAAGGCCCAGCGGCGGGCGCCGUCACGCCCACGCCCACCUCCUGGACGGGAAAAGGGCCCGUCGACAACCUUGCUGAAGGUACAAACACGAGACUACAGCAACAGCAGCAACAGCAUCUUAGCGACCGGAGACGAUCCAAGCGAGUUUCGACAUCGUCAGUCUCUCUAAACAAGAAUGACUGCUCCGUCAUGUAA
Acaromyces ingoldii is the source of this 6096-nucleotide messenger RNA. RefSeq lists its product as hypothetical. Bases 1 to 6096 code for a protein of 2031 amino acids. Gene Ontology annotation, molecular function: ATP binding; protein binding; protein kinase activity. The transcript has 2 exons. Lineage: Eukaryota; Fungi; Basidiomycota; Exobasidiomycetes; Exobasidiales; Cryptobasidiaceae. The record is from RefSeq and is a predicted model, not a curated record. Gene Ontology annotation, biological process: protein phosphorylation.